AAGACUCCUUAUUACUCAAGAGAACUUCUCACUGAAUACUCGUUGGUUAUUCUUUAUUUAGUUUAUUACAGGUCAUCUAUUUUUAAAAGAAAUACAUUGACCCGGAGGAAGUACUUAAAACAUGUGGCUGAAACAGCUACACUUUUAUGGUUGCUAUUUGCAAGGCAAAGCAAUUACUCCAAUAAAAAAUAAAAAAUAAAAAAAUACUAUUGGGAAAUUAUGGCUAGUCUUUCAUUAACAUGUUCUUUACCUCUUCAACCACCUUCAUCCCGCAAAUUAGUUGAAUCAACUCCAUCCCACUGUAGCUGCUUGAAGCCCAUUGUGGUUAAUGGGGACCCACCCACUUUCGUUUCUGCUCCUGGUCGGAGAAUUGUCGCAGUUGGAGAUCUGCAUGGGGAUCUUGAUAAGGCAAAAUGUGCACUUGAGACGGCUGGUGUGCUGAGUUCUGAUGGUCAAGGUUUAUGGAUUGGUGGUGAGACGGUGUUGGUUCAGCUUGGGGAUAUUCUUGAUCGAGGUGAAGAUGAACUUGCAAUUUUAUCUUUGUUGAAGUCACUAAAUAUCCAGGCAAAAGCCCAUGGUGGCGCAGUUUUCCAGGUGAAUGGAAAUCAUGAAACUAUGAACGUAGAGGGGGACUUCAGAUACGUUGAUGAUGGGGCACUUGACGAAUGUAUAGACUUUCUGGAUUACUUGGAAGAAUGUGAACGCAACUGGGAAGAAGCUUUUGUCAGUUGGUGUGCUGUGUCUGGCAAAUGGAAACAGGACCGGAAGGUGCCUCAAAAUUAUUGGGCGCCGUGGAAUUUAGUGAAGCGGCAAAAGGGUGUAAUCGCAAGAUCAAUCCUCAUGAGACCCGGGGGUCCAUUGGCAUGUGAGUUGGCGCGGCAUGGUGUUGUUCUUAAGGUUGACGAUUGGCUUUUCUGUCAUGGCGGCCUUCUUCCUCAUCAUGUUGCCUAUGGCUUAGAGAAGCUGAAUAGAGAGGUUUCUAAAUGGAUGAAAGGCCCGAAUCAAGCAGACGAUUCCCCCCAGAUCCCUUUCAUAGCCACUAAGGGCUAUGACAGUAUUGUGUGGAACCGUUUGUUCUCCAGAGAUAACCCGGAGCUUGAGGACUACCAGCUCGAGCAGAUAGAAUCUCUUCUCGAGGAGACACUACAAAGUGUGGGCGCCAAAGCGAUGGUCGUAGGACAUACUCCUCAACGUAUGGGAGUAAAUUGUAAAUACAACUGUAACAUAUGGCGCAUUGAUGUAGGAAUGUCCAAGGGAGUACUUGACUCAAGCCCUGAGGUGCUAGAAAUAAGAGAUAAUAAAGCUAGGGCGAUAAGGAGCACGAGGGGUUGGUCCAGUGAAUUUCAGGUUGCUGAUUACACGUAGAUAUCUUAGAAAUCCCAAGGCUUUUGAUAUAUCUGUUGGUUUCCACCGCAGCGAAAAUAACACAUGGGACUUUUGUCUCUUACCAAUGGCCAUGUGAACUGAUGAUUUUCAACCAUUCCAGAAAACAGGGAACUGUGGAUUGAAAGCAGGCCCUUGUAUUCUAUUUGUGUAAAUGGUGUACAGUGAUUCUUGUAAUUUAAAUACUUAGCUGGCCCGGAAAAAUGUGGUGUUCGUUGGUACAUAACAAAUCUGAGGUACUGGGUAGACUGUUGGUUAACAAUAAAAAAAAAUCAUACAUUUUAGCAAGCAUAAAACAUUGUAUGCUUGAAUGGAAAUUUCAUAAUUUCGUAGCUUUUUAGAA
Capsicum annuum is the source of this 1726-nucleotide messenger RNA. RefSeq names its product shewanella-like protein phosphatase 1. Lineage: Eukaryota; Viridiplantae; Streptophyta; Magnoliopsida; Solanales; Solanaceae. The record is from RefSeq and is a predicted model, not a curated record. The transcript is spliced from 10 exons. Bases 220 to 1365 code for a protein of 381 amino acids. Gene Ontology annotation, molecular function: hydrolase activity.